AUGGGUAUUUGUUUAGACACAGAUGCCAGCGCGGCACAAGAUACCGGCGAACCAGGCAACGAUUGGAAUCGUACACGGAAUGGCCAAAAUGGGCCAAACGGUACGACGGCGGCUGUCGAUGGAAACGGACGCAUGGGCUCUGGAAAUAUAGCCGCUAUCGAUAUACAAAAUGCUGGAAAAAUCAAAUUCGAUCCACCCAAAGUGCCAGUGAUAUUUGUUUUAGGGGGACCAGGUAGUGGCAAGGUAACCCAUUGCGACACCUUCAUGCAGGAGCGACGCGGCAUAACGCACAUCAAUAUGAUGGAUCUGCUCCAGCAAUAUGCAAUGGGAAAUGAUAUGCAAGACUUUUCGCAAUUAUCAUCGAAAACGGUGACCGAGGUGUUGAUGUUGGAAAUGAAAAUGGCUCCAGCUGCCAAAGCAUACCUUAUAUCGGGAUAUCCACGUUCCAUGCGCGACGUCGUCGAGUAUUCAGAGAAGAUACAAGUUGUUAACGGCGUAAUUCUCAUAUCCUGGCGACAAUCGGUUCUGCAGAAGCAAAUCGAUUAUGGUGCCAAAUUAGGGCAUGUUGUACUCUCCUUAGCCAAAAUGGAAUUGGAAAAUUUCUUUAAAAAUGUGAUGCCAGUCGCUGAUUACUUCGAUCAGAGCGAUAUGCUAUUGGCCGUUAAUGGUGAACGCGCACCCACAGAGGUGUACAAAGAUUUUCGCACCGCCGUUCUCGAUAUACUAAGCACGCUCGAGAACCAAGAGGCCAUGCUAAAUGGAGUUACAGGUAUGGGAAUGCAUGGUAUACCCGGCACUAUUGUUAGCGUAGACACCGCCUCCAGUCAUGCUCAAGCUCAAGCCCAAGCGCAUCAACAUCAAAUUGCAGAAGCGAUUCCGGCGCGACCAGCAACCACCACCACCACAACGGCGAUUGCAGGGGAUCGAAAUGUCCCCAAUGCUGUGAUAGCCCAUAUAGCAUCCAAUGCAGCGGCAGCCGUCCAAUCCGCCGGCGGCAUGGUCAGCAGAAGUGUGGCGGCCAGCGCCGACGACGACAGCGGAGUGGUGAUCACACAACAGCCAACACUUAGCCACGCAGGGACCAGCAUGGAUGCGGACGCCGAAAGAACUGUGCCACCCAUUAUCUGGGUGAUCGGUGGCCCCGGCAGCAACAAGGUGACACUGUGCCUCAAGGCUGUUGGCCUGAAUCCGGGCUGGGCACACAUAAGCGUUGGUCGUCUGCUCCGAAACAUAACCGAUUCGGCUCCUCGUGCCAAUACCGAAAGCUAUGCGGUGAAGGAAGCUCUGGCCGCUGGUGAAAUGGCUCCCGAGAAGUCCGUGAAUCAGCUGCUGGAAAGCAACUUGAAGCAGUUGAAGGACAAGACGGGCAUCAUCAUAGAUGGCUAUCCGAGGAAUUUGCAACAAGUUAAAUAUUUUGAGAACAAGUACACACAACGUCCACCGAUUAUUUUGCUGGACUGUUCUAAGCUACAGCUGGGUCGAGGACGCAUUGACGAUACGGUGUCCUCGUUUCGACGGCGGCUGGAGCUGUUUCGCGAACAAACGCUUCCGAUGCUCAAGCAGCUGGAUGGAAGCAAUCGUCUGCAAAUUGUGGAUGGAGAUACGGACAGUCCGUCGGUGCAGCGGGAAUUCGAGCGUCUCAUACGGAAUCACAUACAGGCGCUAUUGCAAAAGUCGGAUGGCACGGAUGUUUCGGCGCCGAUGGGCAACAAUGUGUUAAGGAAUGAGCAGACAGACGCCAUUUUGCAUGAUCUGGAGACGAAUGUGCCGGGCGCUGUGCCAACAAUUAGUCAUCAUGUGAGCAUGAUGAAUGGCCACCUCAAGAAUCGGGGCAGUGGAAAACAUGCCACCAACAUGAUGAACGGAAAUAUCCGCACACGUCCGGAAACUGGACCCGUAGGAACGCCUGCUCAACCGCGGGAUUUCAGGCAUAUCCUCGAGGAAGCGGAACGCUAUCCAGUCGAUUCGUAUAUGUAGACUUUAGAUAUAUAAAGUGUACUUGGUUUAUGCUCAACACACAAAUCAAGCUCUACACGUAUUUAGUAAUUAAUUAUUUUUGUAGAAACACGAAACUUUAAUCGGAUUUGUUAAAAUUUUGAUAUAAGCUUGAAAAGAGUAUGCUGCGCAUGUGAUUGAGAUUGGAGAAAAGUUUUAUAGUUUUAUAUACUUAUUAAAAA
Scaptodrosophila lebanonensis is the source of this 2177-nucleotide messenger RNA. RefSeq names its product adenylate kinase isoenzyme 5. The transcript has 8 exons. Gene Ontology annotation, cellular component: cytoplasm. Gene Ontology annotation, molecular function: ATP binding; AMP kinase activity. The record is from RefSeq and is a predicted model, not a curated record. Gene Ontology annotation, biological process: nucleobase-containing compound metabolic process. The coding region runs from base 1 to 1977 and encodes 658 amino acids. Lineage: Eukaryota; Metazoa; Arthropoda; Insecta; Diptera; Drosophilidae.